AUGCAUGAAACUGAGGCACUUCUUUCUGAUCGAUGCGAUACGGCAGAACAGGAUUUUCGUUUCAAUAGAAUCGGUUCGACUGAACAGGUUCUAUCUAUGACAUCCAAACAACAGGAACGUGUUACCACUAUGUUUGGUUCAGAAUACGAUAUACGCAAUGCACAUGAAGGUCUUGGUACAUGUGGUUGGAUUCUUGUCGUAUUAUCUCAUAUAAUAUGUCUUUUAACAUUUCCUUUUUCACUUUGUGUUACAGUCAAAGUUGUACAAGAAUAUGAAAGAGCAGUUAUUAUGCGUCUUGGUCGAAUUCUGUCGGGUGGCGCCAAAGGUCCGGGUUUAUUUUUUGUUUUACCUUGUGUUGAUUCAAUAAUCAAAGUUGAUUUACGAACAAUAACUUUUGAUGUUCCUCCUCAAGAAAUUCUUACAAGAGAUUCUGUAACUGUAUCAGUUGAUGCUGUUGUUUAUUUUCGAAUAUUUAAUCCAAUAAUAAGUGUAACUAAUGUUGAAAAUGCACGAUACUCUACACAAUUACUUGCUGCAACAACACUUCGUAAUAUUUUAGGUACAAAAACAUUACAAGAAAUUUUAUGUGAGAGAGAAAAUAUUUCACGUUUAAUGCAAGUUCAUCUUGAUGAAGGAACAGAUCCAUGGGGUGUGAAAGUUGAACGUGUAGAAAUUAAAGAUGUUCGUCUCCCUGUUAGUAUGCAACGUAGUAUGGCUGCAGAAGCUGAAGCUGCUCGAGAAGCUCGGGCUAAAAUAAUUGCAGCUGAAGGUGAACAAAAAGCUUCAAGAUCUUUAAAAGAAGCGGGUGAUGUGAUUAGUGAAAAUCCAGUAGCAUUACAAUUACGAUAUCUUCAAACGUUGACACAUAUAUCAGCAGAAAAAAAUUCUACAAUUGUUUUUCCUAUUCCUGUCGAACUUUUAAAAUUAAUGAAAAGUCGAAGUGACGUGCGUAAAACUACUGGUUUAUAG
Molecule: messenger RNA, 969 nt
Organism: Rotaria sordida
Lineage: Eukaryota; Metazoa; Rotifera; Eurotatoria; Philodinida; Philodinidae
Source: the annotation of a GenBank genome assembly